This is a messenger RNA of Phytophthora sojae, 3216 nucleotides long. RefSeq lists its product as hypothetical. Bases 1 to 3159 code for a protein of 1052 amino acids. Gene Ontology annotation, biological process: L-glutamate catabolic process. NCBI's taxonomy places the organism in Eukaryota, Oomycota, Peronosporomycetes, Peronosporales, Peronosporaceae. Gene Ontology annotation, molecular function: L-glutamate dehydrogenase (NAD+) activity. The transcript has a single exon. Gene Ontology annotation, cellular component: mitochondrion. The record is from RefSeq and is a predicted model, not a curated record.
AUGCUGCAAGUGUCCCAGUUCCGCGCGCUGCGCCGCUCGACGGCGGCGCCGAGCCGCGCCCAGCUGCUGCUGGCGCGCGCCUUCGCCUCCGAGGGCGAGGCGGCCGUGUGCAAGGACGAGAUGCUGCGCGCGCUCGACAAGUUCCAGAAGGAGUCGGCCAGCAAGACGGUGCCGUGGUUCCUGGAGAACAUGCCGCCCGCCUACUUCCGCUCCAUCCACGAGGAGGACCGCGUCCAGCACCUCAACGCCAUCACGGCGCUCGUGGGCGCGCAGCAGCCCGAGGUCAUGCUGCGCUCCGGGGACCAGAAGGUCUUCUCGCACUUCCGCUCGGGCGCCAACUUCCCCGGCCGCCUGGCCAACGUGCUGGAGCAGCUGCCGCAGACCGUGGACGGCGCCACGCUGGCGCGCGUCAAGAUCUUCACGGCGAUGGACGACUCGCUGGGGCUCGACAUCUUCCGCUUCGGCCAGCAGGAGCCCUUCCUCAACCAGACGGAGGACGAGAAGCUCGCGCGCGCCACCAUCCAGCGCUUCUGCGCCGAGAUCCAGGCGGGCAAGUACGCCGGUGACCAGAGCUACCCGGCGCCCGGCCCGCACUUCGAGCCCGAGGCCGUGGACACGUUCCUCAACCACAGCAACACCAUGUACGUGCAGUUCAGCAACCCGCGCCGCCUCGCGUCGCAGAUGGAGCUCUUCAGCCGCGUGCGCGGCACCGAGGGCGUCGCCGUGGACGUCGAGCACAAGUGGGAGACCCGCAGCGAGGAGAACAAGCUCGCCAGCAGCGGCGUGUCCCAGACGAUGCUGACCAUUGCGGCGUCCAACGUCAUCCCCAAGAGCUUCAUGCAGAAGGCGGCCACGUACCUCGGCCUGUGCAACCUCAACGUGAUGCGCGCCCACCUGGACGUGGUUAAGGACCCCAAGAACAACGGCCACGUCGCCAUGAUCCGCAUCCUCGUGCAGCCCAGCCAGGAUGCCCUGAAGGAGAACUUCCAGUUCGAGUGGACCAAGAUCUCGGGCAACCUCAAGUACCUCAAGUGGGUGGACGACCGCCCCGUGCACCUGACGCUGCAGCACCCGGACCUGGGCCUCUCGCGCUCGGAGCUCAUCUACGCCUACGGCAACAUGCUGCACGGCGUGCUGGCAAAGAAGGACCCGUUCGCGUACUCGCUCACGCGCAUCAUGGAGACGCUCGAGCACGAGCAGCACCUUCCGCUGGCCUCGCGUAUUGCCGACCUCUUCCUCGACAAGUUCGAUCCGCAGCGCGAGAGUCCCAUGACGGACGCCGAGCAGGACGCGAUCGUGGACGAGCUGAAGAAGGAGAUCCGCCGCAACUGCGAGCACGAGGACGCCAUCCUGCUGCUCAACAGCAUGGCGGACGCCGUGCGUGGCACGCUGCGCACCAACAAGUUCGUGCGCGACCGCUACGCGCUGUCGCUGCGCAUGGACCCCAAGGUCAUGGGCUACGGCACUGUGGGCAAGGACACGCCCUACGGCGUCUUUUUCAUCUACGGCCGUCGCUUCAAGGGCUUCCACGUGCGCUUCCGUGACAUUGCUCGCGGUGGCCUCCGAAUGGUCUACCCGAGCUCGACGGACGCCCACGCUCUCGAGAGCGCUCGCCAGUACAACGAGGCGUACAACCUUGCCUUCGCCCAGCAGCUCAAGAACAAGGACAUUCCCGAGGGAGGCUCCAAGGCUGUCGUGCUGUGCGACCCUAUCGUCGGCCCCGUUGGCGACGUUGCCCCGCGUGACUUCAUCAUCCGCAAGAGUGUCAAGGCCUUCUCGGACGCGUUGCUCGACCUGAACACCACGGACGAAGCUGUGAAGGAGAAGAUCGUGGACUACUACGGCCAGGACGAGCUUAUCUACCUCGGCCCGGAUGAGAACAUCAUCCCGGAGGACAUCACGUGGAUGACGAACCGUGCUGCCUACCGCGGCUACCCGAUCCCGCGCGCCUUCAUCAGCUCCAAGCCUGACGCUGGCUUCAACCACAAGGUGUACGGUGUUACGAGCGAGGGUGUCGCCGUCUUUGCCGAUGUUGCCCUGCGCUCGCAGAACAUCGACCCCACCAAGCAGCCGUUCACGGUCAAGAUCACGGGCGGAACUGACGGUGACGUUGCUGGCAACGUUAUCAAGAUCCUGCACCGCGAGUACGGCAACAACCUCCGCGUUGUCGGCAUUUGCGACGGCACGGGAGUUGUUGAGGACCCGCAGGGCCUGGACAUGACGGAGCUGCUGCGUCUGGUGCACGAGUCGCUGCCGCUGUCGAGCUUCGACGCGUCCAAGGUCUCGGCCACUGGUGUCAAGCACGACAUCAACACGCAGGAGGGCAUCCGCGCCCGUAACUCGAUGCACAACCGCGUCAAGAGCGACCUGUUCAUCCCCGCUGGUGGCCGUCCCAACACCAUCAACGAGAACAACUGGCGCGACUACCUGGACGCCGACGGAAAGCCUUCCUCGGGUCUGAUUGUGGAGGGCGCCAACCUGUUCAUCACGCCUGAGGCUCGCCAGCUGCUGUUCGACAACGCCGGCGUGGUGAUCGUCAAGGACAGCUCGGCCAACAAGUGCGGCGUGGUGUGCUCGUCGUACGAGAUCGUGGCCAGCAUGCUGCUGGAGACGGACGAGUUCCUGGCUGUCAAGGACGAGCUGGUCGUUGAAGUCGUCGACAAGCUGCGUGCUCUGGCGCGCGUGGAGGCCCAGCUGCUCUUCCGCGAGUACAAGAAGGACCCGACGUCGGCGCUUCCUCCUGCCAGCGAGCGUAUCAGUCGCGCGAUCACGCGCGUGCACGACGCCGUCCUGGCCCACUUCGACGACGUGUGCGAGGCCGACCAGCAGAUCCUGUUCACGCUGAUCGAGGAGCACCUGCCGCCCAAGCUCCGCGAGCUGGCGCUGGAUCGCGUGCAGCAGAACGUGCCGCUGGCCUAUCUGCGCUCGAUCGUGGCCUCGAGCCUGGCCAGCAAGAUCGUCUACCGCGAGGGCCUCCAGUUCACGGAGGCGCUGCCGGACAGCAACCUGGGCAACAUGGCCCUGCAGUACCUCAAGCAGGAGAAGAAGGUGCAGCGCCUCGUGCAGGACGUGCGCUCCUCCUCGAUCUCGCAUAAGGACGACAUCGCCGACCUGCUCGCGCGCGGUGGCGUUCGUGCCGGCAUGGACACGCCCAACUAAUUUGUGCCCUAAAGUGAAUUGGCCUCAGCCAGAGUAAUAGAUGUAUCAUUCAAAACG